CAGCAGGAACUGGCCAGACGGCCCAGGAGUAAGGGAGAAACGAGGGGUCAAAGGGAUACCGGUCUCACCCACGAGUGCGGGGUCUUUGGAUGCAUUGCCGCCGGUGAUUGGCCCUCGCAAAUAGAUGUUGGUCAAGUUGUGUGCCUUGGUCUGAUCGCGCUGCAGCACAGGGGCCAGGAGAGUGCGGGCAUAGUGACGAGCGAGGGCGUCUGCGCCAAGUCCUUCCACGUGCACAAGGGUAUGGGCAUGAUCAACAACAUCUUCAAUGACGACAGCAUGCGGAAGCUCCGCGGCAACCUCGGGAUCGGGCACACGCGUUACAGCACCAGCGCCGCCAGCGAGGAGGUCAACUGUCAGCCCUUCGUCGUACACACGGCUCACGGCGCCCUCGCCGUCGCCCACAACGGCGAGCUCGUCAACACCGAGUCCCUUCGAAAAAUGGUAUUGGGCCGCGGCGUCGGUCUUUCCACGCACUCGGACUCGGAGCUCAUCACCCAGGCGCUCUGCCUCAAUCCCCCCGAGGGCGAACUCAACGGCCCAGACUGGCCGGCUCGCAUAAAGCACCUCAUGCAGUUGGCGCCCCUGUCCUACUCACUCGUCAUUAUGCAGAGGGACCGCAUCUACGGAGUCAGGGAUCCGUACGGGAACCGACCGCUUUGCAUCGGCAAAAUCGUGCCAGUUGGCAACUUGGGUCAUGAUUCCGAUGACGACAAUGUCGAGGCCGAGGGCUGGGUUAUUUCAUCAGAGUCUUGUGGCUUUCUUAGCAUCGGAGCCAGGUACGUUCGCGAAGUUUUUCCUGGAGAGAUCGUGGAAAUGACCAGAGAGGGUAUAAAGACCAUCGACAUUAUCGAGACGCCAGACAAGAAGUCGCAAGCCUUCUGCAUUUUUGAAUAUGUCUACUUUGCGAGAAGCGAUAGUAUUUUCGAAGGACAAAUGGUCUACUCCGUCAGAAUGCAAUGCGGCCGCGUCCUUGCCCGGGAAUCGCCCAUCGAAGCUGACAUUGUCAGUUCUGUUCCAGAAUCCGGAACGGCCGCUGCACAUGGUUAUGCAAGAGAGUCUAACAUUCCUUUUGCUGAAGUAUUAUGUAAAAAUAGAUACGUUGGCAGAACAUUCAUUCAGCCCAGUACGAGGCUCAGGCAGCUUGGUGUCGCUAAGAAAUUUGGCGCUCUAUCGGAAAACGUUAAAGGGAAGAAAGUUAUUCUCAUCGAUGAUUCGAUUGUUAGAGGAAAUACCAUAGGACCGAUUAUCAAGCUUUUAAAAGAUGCGGGAGCGAAACAGGUCCACAUAAGAAUUGCCUCUCCACCAUUGAAGUAUCCAUGCUACAUGGGUAUCAAUAUUCCCACACGGGAAGAGCUCAUUGCUAAUCGGCUUGACAAUAUCAAGCUGGCUAAGCAUGUUGGAGCGGACAGUUUGACGUACCUCUCUGUAGAAGGUCUUGUCCAGGCGGUACGACACGGAAUGGAUAAUCGUGAGAGCAGCUACGUUGGCCAUUGUACAGCUUGCUUGACCGGUGAAUACCCGGAUGAACUCACAAGUGAUUUGAGUUGGUGAAUAACCGAUCGUCGUCAUUUAAUGAAUCAUUCCUAGCCAACUCGUUCGUCUUCCGGCAUGAUAAUGACUGCUCGUUAAUCUGCGAGCAGAGAAUCCAAACGAAAAUGUCAUGUUACCAUGGAAUAUAGAGUCUCAUUAUGUUAACCCAUUUUCAGCGUUGAAUUGAAGAAAUUUAUCAUUUUAUUCAUCGAAACGAUGAUUAACAAUCUAAACGAACGAAAUUUAAAAUUAAAAAGUAAUUCAUUUUUAUACCUACUUUAAGAGGAGAAUUAUUUGGGAGCAUUAUUGCAAAAUUGUUAUUGAUAAAUGUAUUCGCUGCUUUGUUUAUGUAUGUCAAUUUUUUUUUACAUAUACUUUGUCUAUAAGUAAAUGAUCGAUUGUUAUCUAUGGUUUGCGAAAAACGAGAUAAUAUCCCAUGAAGAAUAUUGUACAAUAAAUAUAUAUCUAUAUAAUAUUUAUACGCAUAUGGAUUUUGAGUAAAAAUGUCAUGUAUAGUUUGAUAUUUUUGUUAAAAGAAAAAGUCAAAUUU
Messenger RNA from Ceratosolen solmsi marchali, 2080 nucleotides. Its product is annotated as amidophosphoribosyltransferase. Gene Ontology annotation, biological process: purine nucleobase biosynthetic process. Gene Ontology annotation, molecular function: amidophosphoribosyltransferase activity. NCBI's taxonomy places the organism in Eukaryota, Metazoa, Arthropoda, Insecta, Hymenoptera, Agaonidae. The annotation marks the transcript as partial. The transcript has 7 exons. The record is from RefSeq and is a predicted model, not a curated record.